AUGUUAACGAGCGAGCGGCGAUGCCCCAUUGAGCCUUGGAAGGGCCUUAAUGGCCCGGGCGAGGUGCGGGGCGCGGCCGCCCACCCCCCGGGGCAGCGGCCCUCGGGGCUGAGCACCCUGCCCAGCGCUCCGCGCACUGUCCUCGCCGCCCUCGGCCUCGGCGGCCCGCGGCCCCCUUAUCCCGCCGCGGGCACCCGCCGCCGCCUCCCCGAGCGAGCCCCGCGGGCCAUGGCGACCCGGCUGCUGAGCCUGGCCUGGCUGCUGAGCCUGCCGGCCGCCAGCGGCCUGCCCCUGGCCCCCGGCCCGCGGGACGAGGUGCUGGCGGCGGCCCUGCAGCGGCUGCGGGAGGUCUUCGACAUCGAGGAGGUGCCCCCCGACGUCCUACCCCAUAAGAAGCCACCCCAGUUCAUGGUGGAUCUCUUCAACAAGGUGGCCGACGCCAACGGCAUCACCCGCGCCCCGGGGCUGCUGGAGGGGGACGUGGUGCGCAGCUUCGAGGACCGAGUUCACGUGGACCAGCAUCUCUUCUACUUCGACAUCAGCGCGAUGGAGAGGGGAGAGCAGAUGCUGAAAGCGGAGUUCAGGGUCUUCAAGCUGAAAAGGACACACAUGUCUAGAAGGUCUGACACGAAACACUUUUGCAGAGUGGAAGUGUAUGAGCUCUUAGAGAGUGGAAGUAAUCCACAAAAAAAACAUCUAAUUGCAUCAAGAUUAUUGUCCCUGUACACAGAAGGCUGGGAAGUAUUCAAUGUCACACAGACAGUUUCCAAGUGGGUUGGAAACAGCAGCUCCAACCAUGGAUUUUUGAUAACUACAACACAUGUAUUCAACGAUAGAAUUGAGCACAACUUGGUUAAGUUUGCCAAGAGCCUGGGCACUUUGCAGGAGAGUAGAAAUGCUCUCCUUGUCCUCUUCACUAAAAGUAACAAACGAAGGUCUUCCAGCUUUGUAGCCUCUUCCACAAAGAUGAACCCUGCCAAAAAUGAUGCUUCACAUGUACCUCAUGAAACUCAGGUUAUCGAAAACAGCAAUGCAGGCAUGAGCAGGAGACCUCGAGCUGCUGCAAUCCCUUCUGCCAAAAACCAAAUAACAACGUGUCAUCGAAGGGAACUCUACGUUGACUUCCGUGCUAUUGGCUGGUCAGGAUGGAUUAUUUACCCAAGUGGAUACAAUGCAUUUUAUUGCAGAGGAACCUGUCUCUUCCCUUUGGGAGAAAGUCUAAAUGCAACAAACCAUGCUACAGUUCAGUCCAUAGUCCAUACACUUAAACUGUCUCAAGAUGUCAGCACACCCUGCUGUGUGCCAGAUGAAUUGAAGUCCCUCAAUCUUCUGUACUUUGAUGACAAAGAGAAUGUGGUCCUUAAAAAUUAUAAAGACAUGGUGGCAACAAGGUGUGGUUGUCAUUAGCAGGGCCCUAUUUUGUCUGCAUUUGGCAGAUUC
Molecule: messenger RNA, 1440 nt
Organism: Apus apus (common swift)
Lineage: Eukaryota; Metazoa; Chordata; Aves; Apodiformes; Apodidae
Product: bone morphogenetic protein 2-like
Exons: 5
Coding region: 1-1407 (468 amino acids)
Biological process (GO): SMAD protein signal transduction
Cellular component (GO): extracellular region
Molecular function (GO): cytokine activity; growth factor activity
Source: RefSeq, a predicted model, not a curated record